AAAACUCCCCUGUUCUGCUAUACUCACUCCAUUCCCACUGCAAAGUACAAUACAACUCUGAAAACAUAAAAUUAUCUUUCUCUUUCUUACUCUGAUUCAUUCUCUGAAACAUUGAAAAACCCAAAAAAAAAAAAGUUACAUUUACAAUAUUUUAAUGUCAAUGGGUUUUGAAGAACAUGAUUACAUAGGUUUAUCAGAGGUUUCAUCAAUUGAAAAAACCUCUGACAAUACAAAAAAUUCAGGUUUUACUGAUAAAAAUGACAGUAAAAGUUUGAACUUUAAAGCCACAGAAUUAAGGCUUGGAUUACCAGGAUCACAAUCUCCUGAAAGAGUUGAUGCUGAUAACAAUGAUGAUGAAAAUGGUUUUAAUUACAAAGUUGGUAAAAUCAACAAUUUGAUUUCUGGCGCCAAAAGGGGAUUUUCUUAUGCUAUUAAUGGAGCUUCUAACAACUGGGUUAUGUCUGAAAAUGGUGGAUCUGAUGAGACUACUUCGUCUAUGAAGAAUGUGUGUUGUAAUGAUGACAAAAAGUUGCAGAAUUGUGCUGUUUCUAAGGAGCCUACUUCUGCACUUGCUUCUUCAAAGGCGCACGUUGUAGGAUGGCCACCAAUAAGAUCAUUCCGUAAGAAUUCAAUGGCCAUCAAUGUACCGAAAGACAAUGACAAUAGCGACUCCAAGUCAGAAUCAGGAUGCCUUUAUGUAAAAGUCAGUAUGGAUGGUGCCCCUUACCUUAGAAAAAUCAAUCUCACUACCUAUGGAACUUAUGUACAACUCUCCUCUGCCCUUGAGAAGAUGUUCUCUGGCUUUACAAUGGGUCAAGUUGAUUUUAGUAAAGGUAGAUUGAUGGAUAAUCUUCGCCAUUCUGAGUUUGUUCUCACGUAUGAAGACAAAGAUGGUGACUGGAUGCUCGUUGGCGAUGUUCCAUGGAAUAUGUUUCUGGAAUCCUGUAAAAGGCUGAGGAUCAUGAAGAGUUCAGAUGCAGUUGGGCUAGCAUCGAGAGUUAGCGAUGGCUAAUUUUGCCGGAUUCUCUUCAUCUAUGAACAACUGAUGUGACCGUCUAAAGUAGCUCGAGGUAAGACAGUUCAGAAGCACCUUCUGAUUGCAACAAAUUGGAAUUGCAGGGCCAGGAUAUAUGUUGUUAUGUACAGAAAACAACCUAAGGAUAUCAUCAUGAUUUCCGUUUACUAUAUAGUUGAGCCUGAGUAGUGAGUACAUCACUAAACUAUGUUCCAGCAAUAAACUGUCAGCUCUUAUGGUACUAGAUUGUUUACAUCUACUCGAACUUAGUUUGUACUAUUAAAGGCCACUUCCUGCCUAAUUCCAUAUGAACCAUCUCUUUAAGUUUAUCAGUCGAAA
Messenger RNA from Beta vulgaris subsp. vulgaris (sugar beet), 1354 nucleotides. Its product is annotated as auxin-responsive protein IAA27. NCBI's taxonomy places the organism in Eukaryota, Viridiplantae, Streptophyta, Magnoliopsida, Caryophyllales, Amaranthaceae. The transcript has 5 exons. The coding region runs from base 155 to 1012 and encodes 285 amino acids. Gene Ontology annotation, cellular component: nucleus. Gene Ontology annotation, biological process: regulation of DNA-templated transcription. Gene Ontology annotation, molecular function: protein binding. The record is from RefSeq and is a predicted model, not a curated record.